AUGAGUAGGACGUGGAGCAAGGAGGACGAAGAGCAGAAGGAAGGAUUAGAGAGAGUGAUCGAGAUCAUCGAGGGAUACCAGCAGCACCUGGAGCACUUGGAGGACGCAGCUCGAAAGAGUCACCACUCAGAAGAGACGGCCGACUUCUUCCCGUUCGAACUGGUCACCCAACAGAACCCAUUCUCGAAGAACCUACACACCAACACGAGCGUAUCAGGCUCGGCAGGCGAAGAAGGCCCAGAAGACCCGGAUUCCUUGGAGGUCUGGAUCAUCGAUUGCGACCAUCCCAGGUACAUCUCCGCCCUCUUUCAGUUCAUCAGAGCUCAUAUCUAUCAGGACUCCAGGAACGAGAACGAUAAGCAGUCCAUCAAACAUCUCAAAUCCAUCAAGCCCAUCCUACACGACCAACGGAUCCAAGACUCUGAUAAUGAAGGAAGAAGACGAACGACGAAUGGGGUGUCGGUUCUUUUAUCGAAGACGAGUUCGAUAAGCUACCAAGAGCUAACAGCACGGCUCCAGACGCACCCGAUCCUGGGCGAUCUGGCGGCGAAAUCGACGCCGUACCGGAUCCGAGUGCCGACGAAACGGGCGCUCUAUGAGGAACAUUAUCGACGCCACGUGAUGGAGGAGCGGGGGAGGAUGAUGAUGAAGAACGCUGGGGGAUGGCCGACGGUCGAGCUAGACGAGAGCGCGCUGACCAACAUGAUGUCGUCGACGAUGAAGGCCAACCAACGGAUUCUGCAGCGCCGAUGGACGGUAGCAGAGGUCGGUUGGCUGCUCACACAGGCCAAGUUGGUGGCCCAACUCGCGCUCACAUCCAAGCUGGAAGCCCACGAGAUCGGCGUGGGAGCGGCGGUGUCCACGUAUUCGUUGGACCCGCCAGAAGAGCUGGCCCAUCUCCCUCGAGACCAAGUCAGCAACCCGAUCCUAUCUGCAUCCGUCGACCGCCGCAAGUCUUCCUCCAACCGGCUCCGACACGCCGUCGUUGAACUCACCACGACGGUCUCUGCACAAGACCUGAUCCAUCCAAGGAGCCCCGAAACCGCGCUCCAUCCGAUCCCGUAUCUGCUCACCAACCAGAUCGUCUUCCUCUCCCAUGAACCCUGUCUGCUCUGCUCGAUGGCCCUCCUCCAUUCCCGCAUCAAACAUCUCUUCUUCCUCGCCCCUUCUCCCCGAUCCGGCGGCUGUGGCUCCGUCUAUAACGUCCAUGAACAGGACGGCCUUAAUCAUAAAUUCUUCGCUUGGAAACUUCGCUUCCCUGAACCUCUUUCUCCUCUCUUGAACACUUUCUUUGAUGCUUGA
Molecule: messenger RNA, 1302 nt
Organism: Puccinia graminis f. sp. tritici CRL 75-36-700-3
Lineage: Eukaryota; Fungi; Basidiomycota; Pucciniomycetes; Pucciniales; Pucciniaceae
Exons: 2
Coding region: 1-1302 (433 amino acids)
Cellular component (GO): cytoplasm; nucleus
Molecular function (GO): tRNA-specific adenosine-34 deaminase activity
Source: RefSeq, a predicted model, not a curated record